AUGCAGUACACAAAGCUCUUCGCCCUCGCGGCCGUCUUCAUCUCCGGCACCCUCGCUGCACCCCUGGAAGUCGAGGCCCGCGCCUGCGCCUCCACUUGCGGCUCCCACUGCUACAGCAGCAGUGCCAUCUCCGCCGCCCGAACUGCCGGAUACAAGCUCUACUCGGCGGGCAGCACUGCCAACGACUACCCUCACGUCUACCAUGACUAUGAGGGCUUCACUUUCCCUGUCUCCGGAACAUACUACGAGUUCCCCAUUCUGAGCAGUGGAAGCGUUUACACUGGUGGCUCGCCUGGUGCUGACCGUGUUAUCUUCAACACCAACGAUCAGCUUGCUGGUGUCAUCACCCACACUGGAGCCAGUGGAAACAACUUUGUUGCCUGUACUUAG
Messenger RNA from Penicillium nucicola, 390 nucleotides. Its product is annotated as extracellular guanyl-specific ribonuclease RntA. Lineage: Eukaryota; Fungi; Ascomycota; Eurotiomycetes; Eurotiales; Aspergillaceae. The record is from RefSeq and is a predicted model, not a curated record. Gene Ontology annotation, molecular function: RNA nuclease activity; RNA binding. Bases 1 to 390 code for a protein of 129 amino acids. The transcript has 2 exons.